This is a messenger RNA of Drosophila eugracilis, 1284 nucleotides long. Its product is annotated as dnaJ homolog subfamily B member 14. The record is from RefSeq and is a predicted model, not a curated record. Gene Ontology annotation, biological process: cellular response to misfolded protein. The transcript is spliced from 4 exons. NCBI's taxonomy places the organism in Eukaryota, Metazoa, Arthropoda, Insecta, Diptera, Drosophilidae. Bases 84 to 1115 code for a protein of 343 amino acids. Gene Ontology annotation, cellular component: endoplasmic reticulum membrane. Gene Ontology annotation, molecular function: Hsp70 protein binding.
CCGCAGAACAAACAAAAAAAAAAAAAACAGUGACUGGAACGGAAGAAGAAGCAGCAGCGAAAUAAUCAACAAAGGCGGCAAACAUGGCGAGAGGGAAGAGGAAACCGGAGCAGGAAUCAGACAGCUCCACAAUGCGAAGGAAACUUUGCGUCGACGAAGUGGUGAGUGACCUGUGUCUGGGAGACUAUGAUCAGGCGAUGUUGCGGAUCAACCUGGGCCUGGAAGGCUUACAGGACCACGAGCAGGUUAUGGCCCUGCUGGAGCUAAAGACCAUCAUUGUGAGACUCCGUCUGAAAAGCGAGGCCCAGCGGAUAAUUGGACCUACCCGCCAGUCUGAUGCCCUGCCACACGGAUUCACACUCGAGAUGCUGGACGUGGUGCAGAAGGUGCUUAAGUGUCGUAACCACUAUGAGGUGUUGCGCGUCUCGCAUCACGCCACCUACUCGGAGGUGAAACGGGCCUACCACAAGUUAGCCCUGCGCCUUCAUCCGGAUAAGAACAGGUCGCCAGGGGCAGAGCAGGCCUUUCGUCGGAUUAGUGAGGCGGCCGACUGCCUCACGGAUUGCCAGAAGAGAAUCGAGUAUAAUAUAUCCACCGCAGUGGGAGAUUGUCGUGACCAGCAGCCAUCGGUGUUCGAGGAUAACCCUGAAGGAAUCAAUGAAGAAGAUCAAUCUUAUCUGAGAAACACUCGUCGACGACCUUAUCAGUCGGCUAAUCAGCGGAUGCCCCAGCGCCAGGCACUUUUCCAGACUGAGCAACUCGUUAUCGGAGUGGUGGCUGCUCUGGUUUUUCUCUUUGUCAUCAUGCAUUACAUAGCAGCCACGCCUGAUUACAGUUUCACGCAAACCAGAACCCACAGUGUCCGUCGCGUCACUCAGAUGAAACAUAUAGCCUACUAUAUGAACCCGCAGAGUCUGGGGAAAUACACAGAGCAGCAGCUAAAUAAGCUGGAAAUAGAGAUCGAGGAGGUUUACGUCUCGGAUCUCAAGCAGAACUGCAAGCAAGAGCGAAGUUUGCGGGAAACAUUGCUUCUUAGGGCAAGGCAAGGGAACAAUCAGAAGUUCCUCCAACAUGUUAGCCAGAUGCCCACUCCCUGCUUGCCAGGCACUCCUUAACCUGGGAAAGUCUCGUCACAAUCCGCUGCUGUUGGAGAAUCGGUCUAUGGGAGAACCACAUUUUCAGGAGGACUAGGGCGAUGGAUUAUGUGUAAAGCUUUUUUUUACAUCUGUACUAAGAGUUAGGUUUAGUUUAACGUGGAAAUAAAUAGUCUGUGAACAUGUCAAA